Synchiropus splendidus (mandarinfish) is the source of this 2639-nucleotide messenger RNA. Its product is annotated as 23 kDa integral membrane protein-like. Gene Ontology annotation, cellular component: membrane. Bases 1210 to 2232 code for a protein of 340 amino acids. Lineage: Eukaryota; Metazoa; Chordata; Actinopteri; Syngnathiformes; Callionymidae. The record is from RefSeq and is a predicted model, not a curated record. The transcript has 8 exons.
CAGGGUCAGCCUUGCUCAUGGGCGCCGCUGACCCGCCAGACAAGAACACACAACAGCUUGUCGUUUGACCUGCACACAGGUCCGAGCCCCGGGGGACGGCGAGGCCCGGUCAGCUGAUGAUGAGCAGGAGGACGAUGAAGAGUCCCACUGUGAGGUGUGAACCCCCUCCGCACAAACAUGCAUGAAUCCCGGGCAGGAACUGACCUUGACUUUGUUGCCGUCGAUGUCCAGCGUCCGGACGGUGAAGUCCACCCCGAUGGUGUUCUGCUGUCGCUCGGAGAAGGAGCCCGACUUGAAGUUCUGGACCACACAAGUCUUGCCCACGUUGGAGUCGCCGAUCAAAAUGAUUUUAAAGAGGAAGUCAAAAGUGUCGUCGUGUUCUGGUCCAGGAUUCUGCAUGGUGGCCCGCAGGAGUCUCACUUCAGGCUGUUUGAUUCGGUUAGAUGAGUCCACAUGGAGCCAGAAAAACCAGUUCAGGAACGUCGUCUGUCAACAUGCAACUGCUGGAGAAAACUGCACUUUAAUGGCCCGGAACCCAAAGUGGCGGCGUGAGCCGGGACGGCGGUCACCUGGACGGGCCUGAACUUGAGGAGAGGCGCAGCGGCUGAAAAGGUCCGGACCGUCCGCUGGAUGGAAACAAAGAGGCGGCGUGCGUGGCUCCCACCUGACGACUGCGUUCCUCUGAGCACCUGACGCGCAACAAUCCCGUGCGACCUGUUCCUGAGCACAGGCCCCGCCCACUCGCCACACCUCAGCAUUGUGGGAAAGCGAGUCCAGCCGCACGGUGGUGACCGUGGAUCGCACCUGGACGUCUGCGUGUCCGGGAAAGCAGCGAACCCUUCCUCCGCACACUGCUUCCUGUGGCGCGGCAACGUUUAUUUUGAAAAGAUGCAACCGGAAGGAGAGUGGCGCGCGCCAUGCUCGGCGUUAUCAGCGUCAUCAUAACGGUCGGCAUGCUGGUUAUUGUCUCGGGCACCGUCAGCCACCGAGGAGCAGCAAGUGCGGCGUCGGCGCUUUGGGGCUCGCUGGGGCUGGUGCGUUUGUUUUCACAUCAAGCGCCGCCUCCGCGUCUCGCGAUAUUUCCCUCGUCCUCCUUGAAAAUCGAUUCUCCUUGAUUCCGACACUUCGCUCUGCACCUGAAGGCAUCACGGACCUCCGGCUCCUCCCGAGCAUCUGCGGCUGAAGGAGCGAGGCGCGCGGGGCGCGAGCAUGCAGCGGAAGGCAGUGAUCGUGGUGGCGGACAAGAGGAGCUUGAAGCGGCCCUUCAUCUUCGCCUGUGCGGUCAACACGGCUCUUUGUUUCUUCCUGCUGACCAUGACGGCAGCUGGUCACCGUGAUCUUCUUCAGGCUGGACAGGUGAGACGUACCCAUCACCUUUGCGCUCCAUUUCAGCACAUGUUCCAUCGAGUGACACCUUCACCUGAUGUGUCUCUCUCACUGGUCACCAUGACGAUGCUCAUGUGUCUCUCACUGGUCACCAUGACGACACAGGUGUUUCUCUCACUGGUCGGCAUGACGACGCUCAUGUGUCACUCACUGGUCACCAUGACGACGCUCAUAUGUCACUCACUGGUCACCAUGACGACGCUCAUAUGUCACUCACUGGUCGCCAUGACGACACUCCCGUGCGUGUCUCUCUCUCUGGUCGCCAUGACGGCGGCGGUGUCCCGGUACCCUGCUCAGCUGGUGUCCCACGGCUCUCUGGUGGUCCUCUACCUGCUGGAGUCGGGCUGCCUCCUGCUGUCGGUGCUGGGGGUGCUGGGCGCCUGCUGGGGGAAGAGAUGGUGCCUGAUCCUGUUUGCCGCAGGCAUGGCGGCCGCCAGCCAGACCAUCAUCGUGAAGACCGCCCUCAGUUACCGCGACAUCUACGAGUCGGGCGUGCUGCGGGAGGAGAGCAAGCUGCUGGCCAUGAUGCCGCUGAGCGGGCCCAGGAGAACCAACAGGACCCUGCUGCACAGCAUCCAAGCACACUUCCAGUGCUGCGGUCUGGUGGAGGGCUACAAGGACUGGGGUCCGGCCAUCCCUGCCUCCUGCCACUGCCAGAGUCCAGGAAGCUGCAUUCGGCUGAGGGGCGUGGCCACGCUGGGAGCGCCCAAGAACCAGUACGUCUAUCAGGAGGCCUGCCUCCCCAUCUACGUCUCGGCUCUGAAGCGAGGAUUCUCUCUGGCCAUGGGCAUCAAGUUCGGGAGCGGGAUCUUCUGGUCCAACAGAUAUGUGGCCGGAGCCUUCUGAGCCCUGGCCGGGCCGUCACUCCACUGCAUGUCAUGCCUGCGACCGGACGUCACGGACCCACUCGCCAGAUCAGGACUCCGACUCCUCCAUGCGCUUCUGUGGCCGGCGAGGGUCCCUGCUGGUGGCUCCCUGCUACUGCAGCUGCUGCACCCACUUCACGGUCACAAGAGACCCACAUUGCCUCCGUCAUCUGGCACAGUUGUGUGUCUUUCUGUCUUGGGCGUCCAGACUGGAAACCACAAUAAAUUGUCACUCAUCUUCUGACUGGGGUUUCUACCUGGGUGGCUCUGUGUUGGCCAGGGUCAUUCAGUGCCUCUCCAGGCACCUGCUGCGACUCCCCUGUCCCUCGACACCUGCUGUGACUCCCCUGUCCCUUGACACCUGCUGCGACUUCUCUCUCGACACCU